Messenger RNA from Zychaea mexicana, 2003 nucleotides. RefSeq lists its product as uncharacterized. NCBI's taxonomy places the organism in Eukaryota, Fungi, Mucoromycota, Mucoromycetes, Mucorales, Lichtheimiaceae. Bases 111 to 1865 code for a protein of 584 amino acids. The transcript has 8 exons. Gene Ontology annotation, biological process: fatty acid beta-oxidation using acyl-CoA oxidase; lipid homeostasis. Gene Ontology annotation, molecular function: FAD binding; acyl-CoA oxidase activity; fatty acid binding. Gene Ontology annotation, cellular component: peroxisome. The record is from RefSeq and is a predicted model, not a curated record.
AAGCAAUUGAUGGAUAUCCACAUACCAAGAAGCAUUGAUUCUGUUUAUACUUCUAGUACCAAGCCCAUACCUACUCUUUCUGUUUAUUGAUAGUACACUUCUUUACCAUCAUGUUCAUCCCAACUUUGGAUUACUACUGCAAUGAAGAGCAAAGAAGAUUCUUUUACGAACGUGCAUUGCGCAACGAAAUCUUAGGCUGCUAUGCUCAGCCAGAGCUCCAUGGCUCCAAUGCACACGAUUGGAAUAUCACGGCCACAUACAUUCCGGAAACAAAUCAGUUCGAGCUCCAUUCCCCUUACGACAUCACUUUGUCCAAGCUCAGGAUGGAUUCUUUGGCGAGCACUGCCAACUACGCUGCUGUCAUGGCACGCUUGGUUAUUUAUGAGCAAGAUUUUGGUCUGCACCCGUUCUGUGUCCAAAUCCGAGAUUUGGAGAGUCAGCGUCCAUUGUCUGGCGUAGCCAUUCGCAUGGUUGACCCACAUCAUCAACUUGAAUAUCAUAGUAGCACUGACAAGAGCGGGUUUAUUGUGUUUGAUCGUCAUCGCGCUCCACACGUGUCGUUGUUGGCAAAGUUUUUCCAGGUCAAGCCAGAAACUGGAGAAUACGUCAGACCUUUUGAUUACCAAGUCCAUUAUCCUUACGAUUUCAAGUUGCACCAAGAAAGAGUUUUGAAUCCUGUUGUGAUCGACCAAAAAAGACACAUAGUGGAACGCAAUGGAGCUGUCACAGUUACCUCCCACUCGUCCACCGUCCAACAACGGCCUGUCGCUCUUCACGAGCAAUGCUAUGUCCGAAUUGAGAAUGAAGCACCUAUCAGUGAUUAUACAGCGCGUCAGUAUCGUCACCUCUCGACAGUUGCGAGCGUCUAUGCUUUACUCUUUACCCGUCGCAGAAUGAUGGGGCUGUACCAGCAUCCGUACCUGAAAACGAUGGAGUCUCCCAAUCUUUCUGUGCGAGUCGAUCUAGAUCCCGCUUCUUCAGACCUUUCAAGAGAUGGGCGUCGUCGCGCUUACCAUGACUAUAAUCACGACGUAUUCACCGACUUGGGCCAUGCUUAUCAGUAUUACCUUCCCCUCUUGACGAAGUUUGAAGGAGAAAACGAUUUGCACGCCCAGAAUACUGCCAGAUAUCUCCUCGAGACGUUCCGUGCCGUUGCCGCUGGCAAAGCCGAAUUUAACGAACAUGACAAAUUGACAGUGUCCUACUUUUCUCAGUAUUUGCGAGACCCACGAGCAAGUUUGCCUGUAGCCACGCGAGGUGCAUUACUGAACUCAGAGGUCUUCUUGGGAGCGUUUGGGUUCCGUGCAGCGUACUCCAUUGCCCGGUUACUCGAAGAGCUCGACAAGAACGGCCGAUCGUGGAGCUCGAUGCGCUUGAACAUUAGCCGUGUUUCAAAGGCUCACUCGCAAUACGUUCUUGUUAACAACUUUUUCCAUACUUUGCACCAUGCUACUGAAAUAGAGGUUUCUGUACACCAGCGCAAGGCUUUGCAAACGUUGGCGUACCUAUUCGCCCUACAUGCCAUGGAUAGGGAUAUGUCUGAGUUCGUGGAAUCUGGUUACAUGACGACCACGCAAGCCAAACUGGUCAAUGAGCAAAUAUUCGAGCUGGUGGGUCGAAUUCGACCAGGCGAUAUUCCUGGAACUGAUGCUUUCGGAUUGCUUGGUUAUUAUAACCGCAUCUACGCUGAUGGACGUACUCAUGGAGCCAGCCAUGUUCGCCAACAAACCCGCACAGAGGAGUCUGCGGAAAAGAAAGAGACAUUCAAGCAGCAUACUGUUGUCAAAAACAGCUAUCAAAAGUAUAUGGACUCCUUUAUUGAUCCAGAAGUGGUUAAGCGUCCCAAAAGCGAUUCAAAGCUUUGAAUAUUUCCAAUAUCUACGAUUCGUAUUUUACAUUUGAAUUAAAAAAGGCCAUUAUUGAAUCACUUAAAAACUGUUGAUAACGCUUUGCUCAACGAUGCUAGCCUUUUGAAAUAAACUCCAUCAUAAAUCAAAUUGAAA